AUGCCAAUUGGUGAGACAAUUGUCAUCACGUGGUUGCAAUUGUCCAAGUCCGCUUUCCUUUUUUCCAGAUACGGCAUCGACCUAAACGGCGCGCGUCGGAAAAACGCGACGCGGGAAACAACGUCAACCCUUAAGGCGUGGCUGAACGAGCACAAGAAGAACCCCUACCCGACCAAGGGCGAGAAGAUCAUGUUGGCCAUCAUCACCAAGAUGACCCACCAGGUCUCCACCUGGUUCGCCAACGCCCGCAGGAGGCUCAAGAAGGAGAACAAGAUGACCUGGGAGCCAAGGAAUAGAGUGGAAGACGAGGAUAACAACAACGAUGAUAAUAGCGGGAGGAAGAGCGCGGAUCCUAAGGAUAAUUUAGACUCGAAAGACAGCGGCACGGGCAGCAGUGAAGACGGCGACCGCCCCUCGUCACGGCGCGGCCUCGACCUCGGGGGCGGCGGAGGUGGCCCAGGGGGCGGAGGCAGCGAAUGGAGCAGUGGAUCCCGACCCGAGUCACCCGAAUGCCUCCAGCACUUCCUGCACCACCACCCCGCCUACCCGGUCCCCACCGCCCCCGGGGGCAGCAGUGGCAUCGUCAAGCCCCGCAUCUGGUCGCUGGCCGAUAUGGCAGCCAGUAAAGACACCGACAGGAGUCAAGUAGUGGCCGCCAAUAGACUGGUGUCACCUCUCCUACAUCCCGGAUACUACAGAGGGUUCUACCAUCCGUUGCCGCCUGGCCAGGAGCAGAUAUUGUUUCCAGGCGCACCAACCUCAGUAGCCGCAGUGGUAGCAGCCGCAGCUGCAGCCGGCGUCCAAUCACAACACAGCGUCGCGACGCCACUCGGUCUCAACGUAGCAACGGGAGCGUCGUCAUCUUCAUCAUCCUCGUCAACGGAACGCGAAACCGCCAAGACCGCUUCAACCGCCGCGUCGGAGCAUCGCGCCUGACAGCUGGUCACUGUGCCGCGAUAAACGUUAGUCGAUAAUCGAAGUCGAUAGUUCGAUGGUCGAUGGACAAUACACGGGCAAUCAAUAUUCGGAAGUUGAUAGUUCGAUAGUCGAAGGACAAUUAACGGGCAAUCGAUAGUCAGGAGUCGACAAUUGAUAGUUAAGGGACAAU
Molecule: messenger RNA, 1108 nt
Organism: Nilaparvata lugens (brown planthopper)
Lineage: Eukaryota; Metazoa; Arthropoda; Insecta; Hemiptera; Delphacidae
Product: homeobox protein araucan-like
Biological process (GO): regulation of transcription by RNA polymerase II; neuron differentiation; cell development
Cellular component (GO): nucleus
Molecular function (GO): DNA-binding transcription factor activity, RNA polymerase II-specific; RNA polymerase II cis-regulatory region sequence-specific DNA binding
Source: RefSeq, a predicted model, not a curated record